Messenger RNA from Aspergillus luchuensis, 1884 nucleotides. RefSeq lists its product as uncharacterized. Gene Ontology annotation, molecular function: guanyl-nucleotide exchange factor activity; GTPase activator activity; protein binding. The coding region runs from base 1 to 1884 and encodes 627 amino acids. The transcript has a single exon. The record is from RefSeq and is a predicted model, not a curated record. Gene Ontology annotation, cellular component: endoplasmic reticulum membrane. NCBI's taxonomy places the organism in Eukaryota, Fungi, Ascomycota, Eurotiomycetes, Eurotiales, Aspergillaceae. Gene Ontology annotation, biological process: protein secretion.
AUGCUAACGCGUCAAUUUCCCCAGGCCCUCUUGAAUACCUCCAAGCGCUCCGAAAUCUCCGAAGUUGUCGACAUCAACUUGUCGCGCGAUGAGGACUCAGUCACUUCUCUCGCCGCCGUCCAAGCCGACGACGAAGCCAUCGUCGCCCUCGCCGGCAUCAACAGCUCCGUGGCGGAGCAGAAGCGAGGCAAUAACCAGCAUCUGCGUUCCUUUCGCAUUGAUCAUCCCACCCGGAAAGAGAAGGACAACAACAAGGAAAACGAGAAGACAACGAACAAUGGACAAACCACCGCGCUUUCGCGAACAUCACUAUUUCGCACCGUGAAAGGCCCCUCCUCCGGCGCCGCCUCCCCCGACACCUACCAGCGCACCCUGCGCCUCUCCCCCUGGCAAUCCGACUCGACCUCCCCGCGUGUCGCUGCCAUCGCUACUGGUCUCGCCCCGGCCGGCGAGAUCGUCUUCUUCAGCGCAACCCCCACCCCCAGUCCAUCCGACGUGAUCGGACGAAUCCGUCUCAACAGCGACGAGGAAGCCGAGGACGUCGAUCUCACCCCUCUCCCCGACAACAAGGGCCAAUUCCGCGUCGCCUACACCAACGGCGUCGACAUCUGCAUCUGCACCAUCUCUGCCGACACGCGCUCCAACGCCUCCCCCGACGUACAAUGCGUCUACACCACCCCCAUCCCCGACAAGGGAUCCCCCCGGAUGCGCCCCAAGUUCCGCGCCCUCCGCUUCCUCUCCUCCACCAGCCUUCUCCUCCUCCAAAACGCCCCAGACCGCAAAGGCUGUGAGCUCGUCCUCCUGGACCUCCGCCCCGCCAUCAUCACCUCCGCCAUAGCCACCACCACCACCACCACCACCAAAGAAUCAACUACCAAAGGCGCCAAAGCAUCCAUCCUCCGCCGCAAGAAGCUCCGCAAAACCAUCAAGAUCGGCCUCGGCCUCGACAUCUGCCUCCUCAGCCCCGACCCCACCACAAACCAACAACAAGCCGUCAUCGCCAUCUCCGGCAGCGACCAAUCCAUCGAGCUCCUCACUCUCGAAUUCAACCCCUCCACAAACCGCUACAACUAUUUCCAAACCUACACCUCUCUCCGCGACGUCCACCCCUUCUCCAUGACCAAGCUCUGCUUCUCCCGCUUCCACUCCCCAUCUCUCCCCGUCUCCCCCGAAACCCCCCCACAAUACAUCAAACUCGCCUCCGUCAGCAUGGGCAACACCGUCGUCGUCCACACCCUCCCCUUAUCCCCCUGUCCCCCAACAAGCCGCUCCCCGCGCUACGUCCUCUCCAUGCCCGGCGACUCCGAAAUCUGGACAAACCUCACCUCCAGCUUCGCUGCCAUCCUCUCCAUUCUCACCGUCUGCUUCAUCCUCCAGGCCUUCACCGAGAUCCGUGGCGCCAUGCCUCCUUACCUCGGCGCGAAGGACUGGUUACCACCUAGUAUCCGCGAUGCUGUCGCUAUUCCUUAUGAACCUUUUAGUCCUUCUACUUCUCCAUCUAUCCCUACUACCAGUUCUACUCCCAUCCCAGAAGUAGAAUACCCCGCACAAAUCCGUUCCCUGAACGAUAUCCUACUCUCCUCGGAUGAUCUCCAGCAGCAGCAGCAGCAGCAGCAGGGGCGUCAAUCCCUCCUGAUAAACUGCAAUCCGGAGACAAAUACCCUUCGGAUUGACUCCACUGAUCCAUCUUCAUCUUCCUCUGAGGCCGAUUCGGGUAUCCAUAUCUGGGAAGAUCUCUCCGAGGAGGUUCGACACCAGUGGAUCAGUCAGCUCACGCAAGCGGGGUAUGAGCCAUCUGGUGAAGAUGUUGAUGUGGAGUCGAUAUUCAAGGGGGUGAGGUUUGGGGAUUUGUGUACGGAAGUGCCCAUUCAUGAGGAGUUGUGA